AUGGCCCCACCUACAGCAGCACAGUUGAUAAAGUCACAAGUGCAGCAAAUCAGAGACUGGCGCAUGAAGUAUGGCCAAAGUGUCCCACAGAAUACCGUGCGGAACAUGAGUACUAAAGACAAUCCGGGUACUCUGCCGAUAAAUGUCUAUGCCCAGACACAGCCAGCUAGCGAACCUUUGGAUUUCUCGAAAAUUACAGAAAAUGGUACCCCGCAAACAGACACACACCAUGUCAACACGCACAACCUUUUCCGUUCCACAGGAGACGUUGUUUUUCUUGCCUCGUACGCCAAGUCCGGGCGGAUGAUGAUCUACCAACUACAAGAAAACGUUAGUGUUUAAACAAAGAAAACAAGAGCCACCAUUUUUGAAGGUUACCCUUUCAAUCCACUUAUAUUUACAGAAGGAGUUGUCAAGGUCAAUAUAUGCGAAAGAAAUAUCUAGUUCUCUGGUGGAAACCGUUUGCAGGAGAUAGCAACUUUGAACUGACAGAGAAUGAGUUUCUAAGAUAUCAGUCAAGAAUGAUUGAAUGUGUUGAUGCGGUGACGAUUGAAGAGGCGAAAAAAAUUAGAGAGCGCCAGGAUAUCGGCCAAGACAGCUAG
Paramuricea clavata is the source of this 602-nucleotide messenger RNA. Lineage: Eukaryota; Metazoa; Cnidaria; Anthozoa; Malacalcyonacea; Plexauridae. The record is from the annotation of a GenBank genome assembly.